AUGCUUAUUCUAAUCGCUGGAAUCACUGGAACUCUUGGCCAACGCCUGGCUAACGUUGCCAUCUCAAGAAGAAUCUCAAUCCGAGGUCUAGGUCGCAAUCCCGACGCCCUCAGCCCCGAACUUUCUCCCCAUCUUGAAGCAUUCAUAAAAAGCACCUCAUACUACGACAUCCCCGCUCUCGAAAAAGCAGUCAGCGGAGUCGAUGCAGUCAUUAACGCCUACGCACUAGUCCCAGUAUUAGACCUUGACGGUCACCUCCUCCUUCUGCGCGUGGCCGAACGCGCCAACAUCAAGAUAUCCAUCGCCUCGUCCUGGAGCCGCGAUUGGACAAAUCUCAAGUUCGGAGAUUUCGAGCACUACAAUAACCAUAUUGCGUUCGAGCACCAGAUCGCAACUACUCGAUCCAUCCGCCCUGCCUCCGUGCUCACUGGCCUGUUUGCUGAUCUCUUCUAUACACCGUAUGGACCUGGGGGCUUCGACACGCGUGCUGAGAAGCCACGCAUGAGGUACUGGGGCGCUGAUGACGCCGGCGCCACCGACAAAUGGCCGUGGAGCACGCAGGCCGAUGCAGCGGAAUACACGAUCGACAUGCUGCUCCACGGCAAGGGGGUCCGAGCUGGAGAAGGCGGCUUCUCCAGGAUCCGUUCCGGAACGACUACUGUACGGGAACUCGCUGUAAUGUAUGAGAGAGUUCAUGGAGUUCAGGUGGAUGGUACGAGAGAGGGGAGUGUGGAAGAGCUUGAGGCGGAGCUAGCUAGGCUGAGGUUGUUGCAGAAGGGGAGGGCGGCGUAUAUUGAGUAUAUGUGGGAGGCGGCGGCGGUGGUUGCUAGUAAGGGAUUGUGGGAAAAUCCAGAUGUUACGCUUCUGGAGCAGUUUAGGAAGCCGACUUCUCUGGAGGAAUAUUUUGAGGGUGAGAAGAACAAGGUGUAG
Messenger RNA from Lachnellula hyalina, 930 nucleotides. RefSeq lists its product as uncharacterized. The coding region runs from base 1 to 930 and encodes 309 amino acids. The transcript has a single exon. The record is from RefSeq and is a predicted model, not a curated record. NCBI's taxonomy places the organism in Eukaryota, Fungi, Ascomycota, Leotiomycetes, Helotiales, Lachnaceae.